Molecule: messenger RNA, 1263 nt
Organism: Strongyloides ratti
Lineage: Eukaryota; Metazoa; Nematoda; Chromadorea; Rhabditida; Strongyloididae
Exons: 3
Coding region: 1-1263 (420 amino acids)
Source: RefSeq, a predicted model, not a curated record
AUGAAUAAAAAACAUAACCUAAAAAGAUUAAAUGAAAAUCAUUGUAAAAGUAUUCUUGAUAUUCUUAAUAUUACAACUAAAUCAAGUACUCAUAGAAAGUGUAAAUCAUGUAAAAAGGAAUAUUUACUUUGUUUUGGACCUGAUACUAUUUACAAACAUUGUAUAGUACAUGAAGAAUUAAGAAGAAUAAUAAAGUCAAAUGUUCCUGGUUCAUGUUAUGAAAGGUAUGUCAGACUUGCAGGCCUUAAGCUUAAAGAUACAAAUGAUGUCCUUCAAAAUACUUCAAGUAAUAUGGGUAACAGUAUCGUUAAUGAAUUUAGUUCUCCAAAGAAAAUAAGUACCAUUUUUGAGAAAUCAUAUGAUUUUAAAAAUAAUGAUACAUUAGAAAAAGAAAAUAUUGUUAGACCUAAGGAUACUCCAAAUGUAGGAACUGUUUUACAAAAUUUCUGUAACACUACUAAACAAAGUGAUGUUAUAUUAGAAAAUUCAAUCGUAGACGGUUCCCAUCUAAUAAAAAUCAAAACUGAACUUCAAAGUGAUAAUGAAGAUGAAUCUGAUAUGGAGGAAACUAGUAAAACAACAAAACCUUCAUUGUCUUCUGAUUCAGUUUUGAGAAAUUUGAAUAACAUCCGUUCAGAUUUUUCAGAACUAUCAAAUAAAUUUUUUAAACAAACAUGUGAAUAUGGCCUCACAGUACCUACUUUUAAUGGACUUCACAAGUGUUCCUGUUGUAAAUUUAGAUAUCCUCCAAGAGUUUUUCUUCUAGAUGUUUAUUUACACUCUGCACGUCACGACAGAUUAAUGUGUAUUUUGGAGAAAAAACUUGAACCAUCAGUGAUGGAAAUUAUUAAAAAAAACAUGGAAAAGUCAGAUAAUACAAGUUUAAAGAAAGAAAAUUCUAAGGAAAAUAAACCAAAAUAUAUGCUUAGAAAUAAGUCAAGAGAUAUCUCAUUGACAAGUCAUAUUGAUAAUGAGAAAAAAAAAGUCAGUAUGCAACCAUGUUUAGCUGUUAUUGAAAAGUUACGUCGUAGGCCUUUUGAAACUGAUGUAAUUAAUUUAACACACGUUGAAAAUGGUUUUAGAAUUUGUAAUGAGUGUAAGAAAAUGUUUACUCUUAAUGAUAGACCUUAUAAUAUAUACAAACAUUGUUUUCAUCAUAAGAAUUUACAUAAAAUUCUAAUUGAUAAUUUGGAACACAAUUUUUUAUUAGAUAUGUUAAGGAAAGCAAAAAGAGAACAAAAGCAACAAACAACAAGAAAAUAA